AUGUCGAUUUCCCACCUGAACACUGGUACGCUCAAGGACUGCGACGCGAAGGAGAACACUACCAUCCGCUUUGAGUGGACUCUGCGCGGACUGGCGAACAUCUUUGACAGCAGCAAGGGAGAGGCGAAGUCGAAGGUCAUCAAGUCCCCCAGGUUCGGAGACGGUCGAUGGCAAAUUCUCUUCUAUGCAAACUCGGGGAACAUAGGAACGGACGGUCAGACCUUUGUCAGUCUGUACUUGUGGUGCGAGCCCACGACUGCAGAAAAAGAAGCUGCCAUCAACGGAAAGUGGUCGCGCGAUGGUUUGUUCAACUUUGGCUUUGAGAUCCGCAAUGUCUCGAAGACCAUGCAGUACAACCACAAGGAGGCCCAUGACCACGCGUUCUAUUAUCCAGGGGCGCAAAACUGGGGAUGGGCUCAAUUUGCGCGCAGAGACCUCGUGUUCUACCAGGCAACCGCCGUUAAAUCGCAAGACGCGUUCAUUAUCAUUUGCACCAUCACUUCUGAGGCUACGAGCCCACUCCCUGUGCCGUCGGUUCCGCGGUACUUCGUGUCGAAGGACUUUUUGGACUCGAUAGGAGGACUCCUUGACGAGGCCCCUGUGAGGAGAAUAUAUGCGGCUCGCAAGCUACUCCAAAGAGUGGACUACUUCGACGCGAUGUUCAGCUCGGGUUUUGCGGAGAGCACUAUCGACGCGGAUGCUGCGGAAUCGGAUGACGCAAGCGUCGUCUCGGAUGUAGGCUCAUACGUGCACCCCGACUCAGAGGCCCACGAAGACAUGGUACUUGAAGACUACAGACCCGCUCACCCCGACCCUCCGCCCUCCACGAAUCCGGUGUCCACCUCCACUGACGACACUACGACGGGAACCCACAGUCCUCGAGAUUCGGAUGAUACUGAAGGUGAAGGGCGGAAUGCGAGGCAGAAUCCCACUCAUCCUUGCACCCCACGCGGUCUCCCCGGCCCCCAGAAAACCAAGGUCGUCAUUCGAGACGUCGCAUAUACCACAUAUCGGGCGAUUCUGUAUUACCUGUAUACCAACACAAUCGUCUUCGCUCCCCUGUCAUCCUCGUUUCUCUCGCCCUCGUUAUCUAGUCUUCCCCAAGUCUCACACUCCACUUCAGUUCCGUCAACCCCGGCGGCGCAUUUGGAGAGCCAGCACAAUCAUUCCUUUUCACUGUCCGCAAUAUCCACGGGAAGUGGACAUCGCACAAGAAGGGAGUGGAUGGUGGAGUGGGAACAUUGCAACCCUGGACGACCACAGCCCCCAUCCGCCAAGUCGGUGUACCGAUUAGCAGAUAAAAUCGGCCUGCAGGAACUCAAGGAUCGCGCGUUCCAGCAUAUCACCAAGUCGCUCACUGUCGACAACGUCACGCACGAAGUGUUCUCCGCCUUCUCUGUCGCGUUCGAGGACGUGCGGAAGGUCGAGCUUGCGUACAUGUUCGAGCAUUGGACCGACGUCCGCAAGGGCUCGAUGCUGUCCAUCGGUCAGCAGCUGCGUUUGGGCCGCAUGCCUGGAUUCGAACAAGUGUGGCCUAUGAUUCUGCAGAACCUGAUGGCGGAAGAGAAGACGGACAGCGAGGCGUCCCGAAGCUGA
Messenger RNA from Epithele typhae, 1596 nucleotides. RefSeq lists its product as uncharacterized. Gene Ontology annotation, molecular function: ubiquitin protein ligase binding. The record is from RefSeq and is a predicted model, not a curated record. The transcript has 15 exons. The coding region runs from base 1 to 1596 and encodes 531 amino acids. Gene Ontology annotation, biological process: regulation of proteolysis; proteasome-mediated ubiquitin-dependent protein catabolic process. Gene Ontology annotation, cellular component: cytoplasm. NCBI's taxonomy places the organism in Eukaryota, Fungi, Basidiomycota, Agaricomycetes, Polyporales, Epitheliaceae.